UACGAUUGCCGUGAGCCGAGCACAGAGCACCGAGCACCGAGCACCGGAAAAGUGUCGAGCAGUGUGGACCAGUAUCACUUUCACUAUCAGAGUCAGAAUUUGAAUCCCAACCAGAAUCAGAAUCUGAGUCAGAUCUUGAGCCCAUCGAACUCAAAACUCAAUCUGAAAUAAACUUCAAAAUUUUCCAAAUUCCCAAAAAAAAAAAAACAAAAACGAAAACAACAGUUCUCUGGUGCCCCAAGACAUUGUCGCGUGCUUGAAGAAAUCGACCCAAUUCAAGCGAGUUUAUCAGAAAACAAUUACAAGACCUGGGCAUCUCUGCUCUGUACCAUUUCAUCGCGACCUGGAAGGGAGCCGUCCACAUAGCCAGCCGGAGACCAGGAAAGCUAAGCGAGGAAAGCGGUGAAAGCAUGUCGGAAAAGCAGCAGCAGCAAGGACGCAAGGUGGAGGAGGAGCAGGAGCAGGAGCAGGAGCAGCAGGAGCAGGAGGAGCAGGGGGAGCAGAUGGAGAAGGAGCCUCCGAGCAGCUGCGGAUCUCCGCCGGAACCGGAACCGGAAGCGGAAGCGGAGGAGCAGGCAUCGGGAUCGGCCGCCGGAACCGAAGGAGCCGCCGCGCAGGCACCUGCCCCGGCCCAUCCCAACACCGAACUGGAGCUGGAACGCGACCGGGACAGGGACUCCCAUGGCGACAGAUCCACUCAUAGGGAUGAGUUUGGCACCCAGCGUGUUUACAAGAAGACCUCGCCGAACUGCGUGCUGACCCUAUAUCUACCGACUCGCGAGAUAACGCUCACCGGGAACAAUCCGUCCGUCCUGCGGGGCAUUGUUUUUGUGGAUCCCAAGGCCAUCCAGGGAUAUCGCGUAUACGCCCAGCUGACGCUGACCUUCCGAUACGGUCGCGAGGACGAGGAGGUGAUGGGUCUGCGAUUCUGCAACGAGGCCAUCAUGUCGCUGCACCAGAUUUGGCCACGCCUCGAGGAGCCCACCUCGGAGUCCCUCAGUCCGCUGCAGGAGGCCCUGAUGAAGCGCCUGGGAGACGGCGCCCACCCCUUCACCCUGUCGCUAUCCUCCUACGCCCCACCCAGCGUCCAGUUGGUUCCGGCCAAGCGGUACUACGGAGCUCCGAUCGGCACCAGCUACGAUGUCCGCUGCUUCAUCGCAGACAAAACGGAUGAGAAGUUCCAUCGCCGGGCCUCUGUCAAGAUGGGCGUUAGGGUGAUCUAUCGCACGGAUGUCUUUCAUCAGCACUUGGCUCCCGAGCAGUUCGCCGCCUAUGCCGGACGACAACAUGGCGCCCAAUCGCCGCCGGCCAGUGCCACGCCCCCCUCGGGCGGCGAAGGAGGCGGCGAGCAGGCAAGCACAUCCCAUCAGUCACAAUCGCAGUAUCAAUCGCAAUCGCAGCCGUCAAGCGGAGCCAAGCAUAAGUCCAAGUCGGAGAGGGGCGACUCCUUUCCCAAGCUUCGCCUCUCGCCAAAAUCCUUCCGAUUCAGCGGUCGCUUUGGACGCAGCAAGAGCGAGAUCGAGAAGUGUCCCAAUGAUCCGUUCCACAACUACAGCAAGUCCUUCCAGGAGCACUGUGACAGCAUGCUGCCACCGCACACUGGGGCCGGUGUGACCGGCGGAAUCGGGGGCGUCAGCGUGGGACCCUGUGGCGGUCCCCAAGGAUCCGUGGACAAGCCCUUCCUGUUGCACGACGGACGGGUCGGAUUGAGGGCCAGCUUGGACAAGGGCUGGUACACCCACGGCGAGGACGUCAAUGUGACCGUUAAUAUACGCAACGACAGCCGCAAGACGGUCCGCAAAGUGCGGGUCUGCGCCAUCCAGCACGUCGAUGUCUGCAUGUUCAACAACGGCAAAUUCAAGAACGUGGUGGCCGACUCGGACAAUGUGACCCCGCCGGUGGAUCGCACGGUGGCCGCCGGGGCCUCGCUGAACACCACGGUGGUGCUGCGGCCGCAGCGCGGACCCACCAAGAACUGGAUCGCCCUGGAGGACACCCUGCAGCGCAGCACCGAGCCGGAGGAGAUCACCGGCGCCAUCGCAGCCUCGGCCAUUCGCUCGCCGCACUUUGUGAUGCAGAAUGCCCAGCUGCUCGGCGGAUGUGGUCAUCCCCUGGGCAGUCCGGCCCUGGUCACCCCUCAUCCGCACUUGUGGCAGCCGGGUCCCCAGGGUCAGGGACAGGGUCAUCCGGGCCAUCCCAAUGCCCCGGGAAAUGGCGAGGAGCGCAAUGUGUUUGCCAUCUAUGUGUCGUACUACGUCAAGGUGAAGCUCACCCUGAGCGGCAUGGGCGGCGAGUUGUCUCUCAAGUUGCCCUUCGUCCUGGUCCAUGUGGAUGAGACCCAGCGUCCGGGAUUCGCCUCGGCCACCCUGGGUGAGCUGCGAAUGGAGAUGGAGCGCUUGGCCCUGCACGAUGCACCGGUGGGCAGGAGGAACGGCCGACGACAGGCAUCCACAUCCACGGACAUUGGUGACGGACCCUCCACCAGUGCUGCUGCUGCUGCUGCCGCCGCCGCUGCCGCCAAGUCCGCUGGCCAACAGAACUCCGGCAAUCUGGAUCUGAUCGAGACUUUGGACGAUGAGUUCAAUAUCCGGGUGCCAGUGCCCAAGAAGAAUGCCUCCCACAAGCGGCGACUGCUGCGCAGCGAGACCCUGGCCCGGGAUCUGGAGGAGCAGGAGGAGCACGCUGGCCAUCGGCCGGAGGAGGAGGACCACAUCGUCCAGAUCCAUCUGGAGCAGGUGUCGCCGGACCGGGAUGAGGUGCCGCCCCAGCAGGCGCCGGAGCCGCAGGGCCAUGCCCCCGGAGCCGAGACCGGUGCGGUGCCCAAGUCGUCGAAUGUGUGAUUCUGAUUGUGGUCCCAGAUGUUCGCCAAACGCAAGAGGAAGCCGUAGUAGUCCCAGUUCCAGUUUUAGGGGACGGCAACCAAAGGAACUUUAUUCGUUGUCACCACCCAUUUAUCUACUUAUUUAUUUAUAUUUUUAAAGAAGGCCCUUUGCCUUAUAAAUCAUUUAAAAUACAUUUCAUUUUUAAAUAUUUCCGCCUGUUUUAAAAACAACUUCCUGUGAUUCAAAAUCACCGAACAAAGGAAUUUAAAAGCGUUAGCUUUCACACAUCUGGCCCACAUUAAUGGCCUCAAGAUUUCUAAUUUCAUAACAAAACUAAUUGAAUGUGUCAAUUAAGACGUUUCAGCAGCAUUUCAAGAAUGGAGUAAAGGUAAAAUAAAUAAAAUAAAAUUUUAGCUUGGGUUGAUAGUCACAUUUUUGGCCGCACGAUGACAGUAUUAUUUUUAAUUUAGCAAAUGUUCUCCAACCAUUGUUGGCCAAAAGUCUAGGUAUGAGCUCUAGAGGCUAUGCAAAACCAGUGUAAAUGUAGCAAAAAACCAUUCAGUUUCGGUUUCACAGAUGCUAGAGGUUAGCAGUUAGGCUAUAACCAACCGAUAAGAAGGUUUACACACCAAACAGAAGAAGGUUUCCACAGUUGGCAGUGCAAGACGGCGGGGAAGUCCAUAUGGGCCAGGCUAUUCCCCAGGAAUUAGACAAUGAAUAGAGGUGAAAUUUUUGCGCUCUGAUUAAAAUCGAAGUGGAUAAAGGCGAAAAAAACAAAGAAGACGAGGGGGACGAGCAGUAGACAUAUAGUUAGUAGUGCUAAGAUUUAUCAUUUGAUAUUAGCCAUGCAAUGCGUUGAAAUUGAUGAUAUUUUGGUAGGUUAUGGGUAGAUUGACAGGUGGGAGCGGGAGCAGCCGAAAUCGGUAUCGAAAUCGCCCAGCUCGACUGUCUACUAAAUUCAAAAGCAAGCCAAGCUGAAAAAAAAAACACACUAAAAAUAACUAUAUUUGCCUAGAAUUUAAGUGAGUGUGCGGUUCCAUUCUGCAUUAAUUAACGAGUGCACAGAAAUGCCAAUUGAAAAACAAAAAAAGAAAAACCUUUUAAAUUGCACCUAUGUAUGCGCCCCCAUUAGGGCUAUUCAACCGUGUACUAACCAAAUAAUCGCAUAUAUAUUUACCGAAUAUUAAGUGUUUGAUGUGUAUUUACAAGGAAAUAUUACCGAGGCCAAAGAGGGCGGACUUAGCUGACUAUUUGUGUGAAAAUCAGAAAUCUUUUGCGGUUUCAAGCUGACGAAAAGUAUUUACAAAUAACCAAAUUAACCCACACAUAUCCGUAGGUUUUGCGGGCUCCUGUGGCCAACGUCAAUGCAUAAUUGUCGCAGUGUGUUGACUCAAUUCCAUGGUCAAAUUAGGUAAAUUAGCCAGACAGCUGCGGGCACUUUCGUCCAGAUGGCCGAUGGCCAGGCCCAGUCCCAGUCCCAUAUUUUGAAGAACUCAAUCUACUGACACAGCUCCGAGCAGUAAUUGAACACUAAACUAUAGCUAUAGUUUUUUAAAUCGUAUUGAAAUCGAACCCGAAAAGAGUUUUGCAGCCCAUUUGAGGGGACACACUUAAACCACCAAGCAAAGAAAACCGAUGAUAUCGAAGAUUUUUAAUGUUAGCUGUACGAAAAACCAUAUGAAUAUGACUAUGAUCUAUACAUGCCUACUGAAAGAGGGGAAAUUGAAAACUGAAAAAUAUUACCUAAUAUCUUUGUGUAUAUGUGUCUAGACGCUAGAGUUAAUGUGCAACAUUGAACACACUGAAUAAAGAUGAAUUUAUGAAUGUAAAACGAAUCGGUAAUCGAAAAUCCCUGUGCUUGGCCCAGGCCAACUCUGUGCGCAGAUCGAUAUGCCGAUCGUUAUAGAUAUUUAAAUAUAUAAACUAUAUACUUAUACAUAUGUAUUUAUGUGAGUGUUGCUUUGACAAGCCAAGCUACUAAUUGAUUUUCGAAAACGCUAAACUAACGCAAACGCGAUGAAAACAAAAUAAACUUAAAUGUGAUGCAUUUCUAAAGAUUACAGAUACAUAACCCCAUAUACAAUCAUAUAUGUAUACACUAUAUCGAUGGCUAUUAAGAUCUAAGUACAUAGGUCUCUCGAUCCGCAACCGCAUUAUUUUUACUUUAUGAGCUGGCCUCUAAUCACAUUUUCUCUGUCCCCGCCACCCCGCUCCAUUUUUCGUUCGUUCUAUUCCGCUGGUCUUUCUGUCUCCAGAUGGCCAGGCCUCCAGGCCUCCAGACCUCCCGACCUCCUGAUACCGAAGCCAAUUGAUUGAUGAUGAAUCUUGGCCAGCGGUCGGCGGGCGGUGUUCCACUGGUCACUGAGCAUGGCACACCGGACUCUGGGGGCAGACAGACCGCUCUAGAAACCGCUCUGAAAAUCGAAUGAAAUAAAUGU
Messenger RNA from Drosophila biarmipes, 5260 nucleotides. RefSeq lists its product as uncharacterized. Gene Ontology annotation, biological process: G protein-coupled receptor internalization; signal transduction. Lineage: Eukaryota; Metazoa; Arthropoda; Insecta; Diptera; Drosophilidae. The transcript is spliced from 8 exons. Gene Ontology annotation, cellular component: cytoplasm. The coding region runs from base 411 to 2840 and encodes 809 amino acids. Gene Ontology annotation, molecular function: G protein-coupled receptor binding. The record is from RefSeq and is a predicted model, not a curated record.